AUGCUGCUUAUUGAGAGUUUCGAAGUAGUGCCUGUGCUAACGACAACGACCACUACGACUACAACGACGACAACAACAACGACCACCACGACGACUACUACGCCGACACCGACCACCACACUGUCGCCAUUUGACAGCGACAGCCAAUUGGAGCAGCUCCACCGAGGAGUGCUCCAAGAUCCGGACCUGGACAACCCGUAUAUCGUGCUAAGCCAGCACCAAAUGCAGAAUCUUGAAAUGGUGACAACAAUGUGACCCGACGCCGGGCGCGGCCACUGGUCGGAAGGCUGGCCGCCCCUGCACGGCGCCGCGCCCGCCGCGCCGCCCGCCUGGUGCGUCUGGGCGGCGCUGCUGUUGUACCGC
Molecule: messenger RNA, 363 nt
Organism: Ostrinia furnacalis (Asian corn borer)
Lineage: Eukaryota; Metazoa; Arthropoda; Insecta; Lepidoptera; Crambidae
Product: C-type lectin domain-containing protein 141-like
Exons: 4
Coding region: 1-255 (84 amino acids)
Source: RefSeq, a predicted model, not a curated record